CAAAGAGAGAGAGAGAAAAAAGAGAAAAUCGAUUUAAACUCGACACGCGAAACAAAUAUUGACAUUAACAAAAUCCGAACGCGUCGAUCCGAACACAACAGCGCGCGUGUGAUCUCGUUUCCAUGGUAACCAAACGACGCUUCCCCGUCGCCUUGACGAUCAGUGACGCUCUUAACGUCUGACAAGAAACGCACUCCAGCCUUGGGAAAAAAAAAACGUUUAAUUUCUUUUUUUCUUUUUGUUUUUUCUUUCAACGUUUGUGGCCGAAACGUUUUUUUUUUGACGGUUUCCUGAUACGACUAUUAGUUUUAUUUAUUUUUUUUUUCUAAACUCCCGAAUUGAUGGACAGAAAAGGAGUGUCAGAGAAGAGAUCAUAAUUGAUUUAUCUAUAUUGUAAUAGAUCAUUAUAGAAAAAAAAGUUCACUGGUCAUCGAAAAAAGGAAAAGAGAAAUAGAAGAAAAAAAAAAUCCGAAAUGGAAUUAGACGAAACCAUUACCAAUCUCCUGCCGAGAAGACAAGUUAUUUUCAAAAAGGAGAAAAGGCACGUGUCCCGCCACCACGAGCAGGUGCGGGCGGAGCAGAAGGCGAGCAGGGCCGCCCACGCCACCAUGGGCCACGCCAUCACGCCCUUGGACCCGCCCACCAGGUUCCUCCGGAGUCGGACGAGGGGGGAGAUCGAGCGCCUCGUUAGGGAAAAUAACAAGAGCAAAGCGGCCGCGUUGCAACACCGAGAGUGUGAGAAGCGACCUGCACUGCCUCGCCCCGUGCGCUAUCCGCCGGCCGGCAGAGACAGAGGUGGGGUGAACUGGAUAACAAAUAACGUUAAGGAGGUGAAAGAAGCACCAGUACAGCAUCCCAGUCCCAGGUACGUCGAUGGGCCUACCGGGGAUGCUCACAACCUGGUUACUUCCGGUCUCUAUCCAAAUUACAUCUUCAAGAAGAAUUUCGGCCGCGUCCCCGCCUACCUCCGCAGACGACAGGCAGAGAUACACUUCGAACAGGAAUUGGAAGAAACGGGAAGAAGAGGAAGAGGAAGGAAGAAGAAGAAGAAGGAGAGGGAAGAGGAGAAGGGAAGGGAGAAUACCCGCUAACUAGCAGAAGCAGGAGCAGGCGAGAGAAUGAUGAGGAAGAUUUUACUUUGCUGACUGAGGACGAGAGGGUGGAGCUUCUGAAGGGCCUGCGGGAGAACCUGAAGGAGGCGCAGCGGCAGUUGCAGUCGCUCCCCGUCGUGUGUGAGACCAACGCCACGAAACACAAGCGGGAUUUUCUGGAACACAACGUCAGUGACCUUGGGAGGUACAUCUUCCUUCUGGAGAAUCACAAGGUCGCUAUCAGGGAUUAGGCUGGUCGGUAAGGCCGCUUUGGUUAGGAUAUUGGGUAUCGAUGGUGUGGGUGUUGGGAAGGUCAUGGGGUAUGGGCGCCGGGAAGGUCAUGGGGUAUGGGCGCCGGGGAGGUCAUGGGGUAUGGGCGCCGGGAGGGUCAUGGGGUAUGGGCGCCGGGAAGGUCAUGGGGUGUGGGCGCCGGGAAGGUCAUGGGGUAU
This is a messenger RNA of Penaeus monodon (black tiger shrimp), 1540 nucleotides long. Its product is annotated as enkurin-like. The transcript has 6 exons. NCBI's taxonomy places the organism in Eukaryota, Metazoa, Arthropoda, Malacostraca, Decapoda, Penaeidae. Gene Ontology annotation, molecular function: calmodulin binding. The coding region runs from base 474 to 1091 and encodes 205 amino acids. Gene Ontology annotation, cellular component: acrosomal vesicle. The record is from RefSeq and is a predicted model, not a curated record.